Messenger RNA from Aspergillus ruber CBS 135680, 1416 nucleotides. Its product is annotated as C2H2-type zinc finger protein. The transcript has 4 exons. The record is from RefSeq and is a predicted model, not a curated record. The coding region runs from base 1 to 1416 and encodes 471 amino acids. NCBI's taxonomy places the organism in Eukaryota, Fungi, Ascomycota, Eurotiomycetes, Eurotiales, Aspergillaceae.
AUGGAAACUGCAGAGCCCGUGUCUUACGAAUUUCCCGGGCAUCCAGUGGGCGCCAUGGCUUCUCGUCGCAUUCUCAACCCCCACAUGAGUUCUAACUACUUCUAUCCUACGGCCACCUCGUUUCCUCUGUCAUUCCACUCGUCUUCUACUGCUCCGUACAGCUUUGGUCAUUCUCAACAUCCUCAACACCACCCGCCUCCUCUCAGCAACCCUCAUCAGCAUCACCAUGCUCAGCAGCAACAACAGCAGCCACAGCCACAGCAACCAACGCUGCCACCAGCACCAUCUCAACCCCAUACCAGCUCGUACCAACCGCACUUCUUCGUCCCGGCUCCUCAACAACCACCGCUUCAUCCGCAGCCCGUUCGACUGUCGUCAGAAUCACCGCCGUUCCAGGGAGUUCCCGACAUCCGACCAGCCAAAAAUGCCAUCAAUCAAGUGGGCAAAGACUCAUUGGCAAAGGCCAUUUCUGCGUCUCAACAAACCACUAACGGAGCAGCAUCACAGGACAAGUCUGCCAGCGAGAUUGAUUUCUCUACGAAUGUCGAUGUCCUUAUGAAGGCCAUCCAGUCCCGGGCUAGUUCUGAGCCAACAACAACUCAGCAGUCUUUGCCUCCGUUGCAGCAUUUGACUCACGGGAAUGCCGGUGUUUUCUCCCCCCCGAGUUAUCCUAUGCCUGUGGCGUCAUCUAUGACUCCUCGUGGGGGCUUGAUGGUUGACGAGCCGAUGUCCCGGUCUGGGAAGAAACGAAAGUACACCUGUACGCUUCCGCACUGUGGGAAGAGUUUCGCCCAAAAAACUCAUUUGGACAUCCAUAUGAGAGCGCACACUGGAGACAAGCCUUUUUUCUGCAAGGAACCCGGCUGUGGACAACGAUUCUCGCAACUAGGCAAUCUGAGGACUCAUCAACGCCGUCACACCGGAGAAAAGCCCUUCUCGUGUGAGGUCUGCCACAAACGCUUCGCCCAACGAGGAAACGUCCGCGCACACCAGAUCACCCACAGGGAAGAAAAGCCCUUCAGAUGUCUCUUGGACAACUGUGGAAAGCAGUUUACCCAGCUUGGUAACCUCAAGUCCCACCAAAACAAGUUUCACGCUUCCACCCUUCAGACCCUGACCGCCAAAUUCGCAACCACAGUCGAUGGAGAUUUUAUGAACCCGCAGGACCGAGAAUUAUGGGGCUACUUUGCCGCGCUAUACAAGAACAGUAACAAGGGGAUCAAGGGCCGGGGCAAGGAUCGCAAGAUCUCGCCUUCUUCCAAGUCUUCUUCAUCCGUGUCCUCGGGAAGACGAUCCCAGGCCAAUGACCAUCACCAGAUGCGUCGGGAGAGCUAUGGGUACGCCUCUUCGACGUACACAGGGAGCAGUGACGAGGAUGACAUGGCGCAUUACUAUUUGGCUAGGAGGGAGCAUUAG